AUGUAUCCGGUGCUGUGCGUGUGGAAUACGAGUAAAGUCAUGUCGCUGAACGUGAACUAUCGCCUACCUGUGACGGAGAACAGCCCCAACUGCACCACCGUGCCCGAGCUCGGCAAGGCCGUCACCUGCCCUGCCAUUUCCAUCCAUCGGUCCUACGGCGUGAAGAUUGGCAAGAGAGCACCACUAACUGGGCAUAGGAGUGGCAAAGGUGGGCAAGGGAGUGGCAGAGCUGGGCAAGGAGUGGCAGAGCUGGGCAAGGGAGUGGCAGAGCUGGGCAAGGGAGUGGCAGAGCUGGGCAAGGACCCGUCUCCUCCACAUGGCACCGUCUUUGGCCCAAUUUACGUGGUGAGAAGAACAGGCACGCGCCAAGACUCACAAAAGUUCUGUUGUCUCGAUUCUUCCGGUGGACGUGGUGCUCCUCAUCUUUCCACGUGCCUCCACUCUCAUCCCCAUUCCCUCUCCUUCUCUUCCCCUCACAGCACCGUCUUUGGCCCAGUGGGCGUGCAAUGGAGCAUGGCCAUGCCGCGUGCAGCUGGACUCACUAACGCUCACUGGAGUGUUUUCUCUCUCUUUUUCUCAUCCCACACGUCGUCUCAAGCUCCCGCAUGCCUCCAAGCUACCCCCUAUCCCGUCUACCUCUCUCCUCCCCAGGGCAACAUCUUUGGGCGAGUGGACGUGCUACGCAGUAUGGACAUGUGCCUGGACUCACUCUCGGUCACCGGAGUGGCUUCCUUUAUAAGGUCGCCUGGGAUGAUCCGAGUGGCACUGUGUGGGUACGGGCCGGGACUUCUCAAAUCCAACAUUGUCAUCUCCAACAAUGAGGUGUACGGUGAAGGAGCAGUGGGCACAGCAAUAACAAACAACAACAUCCAUGGCUACAUCUUCUCAUCACCAUGCUCUUUCCUGCUCUUUCCCUUAAUCCACUCCCUCCUCUUUCCUUGCCUGCAGGGGAGAGCAGUUGGUGUAACCGUCAGGAACAACUACGUGCACCACUUCAUAUUCGCAGGGAUCAAGUGCGGUGCCGACGUGCAUUACAGCUUUGCGUGCAUGCUCUCUCGCAUCAACUCCAACCUUGUAGUUUCCUCUGGGAGGAACCUGAACGGGGAUCACGACUCGGCUGGGAUCUACUUCUACACGCACUGGUUCAGUCCCGGGAACUCAGCGCUGUGCAACUACGUGUUCAACGGCGACCACUGCUACUAUCUGGACCAUUGCACGUCAGGCGUGCUUGUCAGGGGAGGCGCGUGCGUGAAUACGUAUGACGGCAUGAAAGUGAAUAACGGCAAGCGGAACGUGAUAAAGAACGUGGUGAUGAAAGGCACGCGGAGAUCGCUGGGGUGGACGUCGUGCUUCACAGUGACCGUCAACAACUGCCUCAAAGACCCCGGCAACUACUCGGAGGCCAUGCGCGUGAAAUACUACAACAGCGCCCGCAUCAACCACGUGACUAUGGCCUUCGAUGAAGGACGUCUGCAAGGAAACAUCGGCCAAUGGCGGCGUGUCAUGUAA
Messenger RNA from Closterium sp. NIES-65, 1509 nucleotides. The record is from the annotation of a GenBank genome assembly. NCBI's taxonomy places the organism in Eukaryota, Viridiplantae, Streptophyta, Zygnematophyceae, Desmidiales, Closteriaceae.